UCAUAAAGAACCCGGGACUCGUCCUCAUCCCACGCACACCGGCAGCCGGGCUCUCCUCCACGGCAGGCUCCGACCAUGGCAGUGUAACUGCGUGCAAGUUUCUCCCCCCGAUGCGCUCAUUCUCUGCUCUCCGAGCUGCUGAACUUCUGCUCAGCGCUCCCGUCAAGCUGAAUUGCCGACCUUGACAGCGCGCUGUGGGCAGGAUUCGUGCAAAAGUCUGUCCGCUGUUUUGGAAAGAAACUGUAAGCACUCGGGUAGCGGACAACGAGGGUGAAGUUUAAAGUAGGAGACAGAAAAAGCAGAAAUCAGCAUCUGAAGACCGCGAGAAUUGUCGGGGAAAAAGUAUGAGGCGCAGUUUGCCUUCUUACAGGUGCAGCGAGGAGUGGACUGUGUUUGGACUUAACCUGGAUUCAGCUGUCUGAGUUGCAUCCAAUAGCCUACUUCAAAGAAACCAAGACUGCUUUGGUACCAAAUCUCUUACUAUUCUACGGGGUAGUCUAUGUGGAACUAGAGCAGAUUACAAAGUAAAACUAAUACAGACUCUGUUCGACCGAAUUCGUCCAGUCGCUACAGGCUGCAGCAGCGGCUCGAUUUUGCGCUCCCAGAUCGGUGCGCUUUUCCUGGCACAAGAGGCGUCAGGUUCCCAGACGGAGAGACCCGGCAGCAGGCGGACAACAACAGAACCUCACCGGGACUCGGACACAGUAGCACGCUUCCAUCUCACCGGGCACUUGUUGUCCACUCGGCCCGGUUUGGGACAAUGUUUGAGGACUCCUGGAGCAGAUCGAUGUGGCGGGCCACAUGGAUUUUAUUUUUUUCCUUACUCAUCCACUCCACACAAGCGCAAGAUGACGUGCCUCCCUACUUCAAGACCGAGCCGGUGCGCAGCCAGCUCCAUCUGGAGCGCAACAGGCUGGUGCUGACCUGUAUGGCUGAGGGAAGUUGGCCACUGGAGUUCAAAUGGAUCCACAACAGCACAGAGCUGACCCGCUUCUCUCUGGAGUACAGGUACCUAAUCCCUUCGUUGGACCGCUCCCAUGCUGGCUUCUACCGCUGUAUCGUGAGGAAUCGGGUGGGAGCUCUUCUGCAGAGGCGCACAGAAGUACAGGUGGCCUUUAUGGGCAGUUUUGAGGAGGGUGAACGCACCCAGUCAGUCUCUCAGGGAGAGGGUGCCGUGAUUCCGGCACCACGCAUUCGCAGCUUCCCCCAGCCACAAGUCACCUGGUUCAGAGAUGGGCGUAAGAUUCCACCCAGCAGUCGCAUUGCUAUCACCCUGGACAACACACUGGUUAUACUCUCUACAGUGGCACCAGAUGCCGGGCGCUACUACGUCCAAGCGGUAAAUGACAAGAAUGGAGAGAACAAAACCAGCCAGCCAAUCACCUUGUCAGUAGAGAAUGUUGGAGGUCCAGCAGACCCUAUUGCCCCCACCAUCAUCAUCCCUCCCAGGAACACUAGCGUGGUUACAGGCACCUCGGAGGUCACAAUGGAGUGUGUUGCCAACGCCAGGCCUCUUAUCAAGCUGAGUAUCUCAUGGCGUAAGAACGGUGUGUUGGUGACCAGCGGGUUGAGCGACUUUAACCGCAGGCUGACCAUCCUCAGUCCCGUGGUGAGCGAUGCCGGCUUCUACGAGUGUGAGGCCAUUCUCCGCAGCAGCAGUGUGCCCUCAGUCAGCGCUGGGGCUUAUCUUCAUGUACUAGAACCACCACAGUUUAUAAAGGAGCCAGAAAAACACAUCACAGCUGAGAUGGAGAAGGUGGUGGACAUUCCCUGCCAGGCACGAGGAGUGCCCCAGCCAGACAUUGUGUGGUACAAGGAUGCUUUGCCCAUCAACCCAGUGAAGAUGCCCAGGUACAGGGUGCUGGUGGGAGGCAGCCUUCAGGUCAACGGCCUUCUCCCCGACGACACCGGCAUGUUCCAGUGCUUUGCCAGAAAUUCUGCAGGAGAAGUUCAGACCAACACAUACCUGGCUGUUACCAGCAUUGCCCCAAAUAUCACGGCCGGACCCUCAGACAGCACUGUGAUUGACGGCAUGUCAGUCAUUCUGCACUGCGAGACAUCUGGAGCUCCGAGACCGGCUAUCACUUGGCAAAAAGGUGAGCGUGUGUUAGCCAGUGGUUCGGUCCAGCUGCCCAGGUUCACCCUGCUCGAGUCUGGUAGCCUGCUCAUCUCCCCCUCACACAUCUCAGAUGCCGGGACCUACACUUGCAUGGCAAGCAACUCCAGGGGCAUCGACGAGGCAUCUGCUGACCUUGGGGUCUGGGCUCGCACUCGGAUUACCUUCCCCCCACAGGACCAGAGUGUUAUCAAAGGAACAAAAGCCAUUAUGACCUGUGGAGUCACACAUGACCCCAGUGUGACUGUCAGGCAUGUCUGGGAAAAAGAAGGCUCGGUGAUCAAUGUCCAGUCCAUCCCCCGCAUGCGGCUGGAGGCAGACGGCACCCUGCACAUCUCCCAAACCUGGUCAGGUGACAUAGGCACAUACACGUGCAGAGUCACCUCUGUUGGCGGCAACGACUCCCGCAGCGCACACCUCCGUGUCAGGCAGCUGCCCCAUGCCCCAGAGAACCCUACGGCCGUGCUAAGCACAUCUGAAAAAAGAGCCAUCGACCUGGCCUGGGCCAAGCCUUUUGAUGGCAACAGUCCCCUCAUCCGCUACAUCCUGGAGGUUUCUGAGAACAAUGCUCCCUGGGCCAUCCUGCUGGCCAACAUUGAGCCGGAGUCCACAGCAGUGACGGUCAAUGGCUUGAUCCCUGCGCGCUCCUAUCAGUUCCGCCUCUGUGCCGUUAAUGAUGUGGGGAAGGGGCAGUUCAGCAAGGAGACGGAGCGUGUCUCUCUCCCAGAAGAGCCCCCCAGCGCUCCUCCUCAAAACGUCAUUGCUAGCGGCCGGACCAACCAGUCCAUCAUGAUCCAGUGGCAGCCUCCGUUGGAAAGCCACCAGAACGGCAUACUAAGGGGCUACACCAUCCGGUACCGUCUGACUGGGCUGCCUGUGGACUACCAGAUGAAGAACAUUUCCAGUCCUGAUGUGACCAACAUGCUGCUGGAGGACCUCAUCAUCUGGACUAACUAUGAGAUUGAGGUUGCUGCCUACAAUGGGGCUGGUUUGGGAACUUUUAGCCAUAAAGUCACUGAGUGGACUCUGCAGGGAGUACCCACCAUUGCCCCCGGCAACGUGCAGGCUGAGUCGGUCAACUCGACAACUAUCCGUUUUACGUGGACAGCCCCUAACCCUCAGUUCAUCAAUGGCAUCAACCAGGGCUACAAGUUGCUGGCUUGGGAGCCUGGCAAAGACGAAGAAGUAACUAUGGUAACAGUGCGACCGAACUUUCAGGACAGCGUCCAUGUGGGAUACGUGACAGGUCUGAAGAAGUUCACAGAGUAUUACACCUCUGUGCUGUGUUUCACUACUCCCGGAGACGGCCCCCGCAGCUCGCCCAAAGCGUUAAGGACACAUGAGGACACCCCCGGUGCUGUCGGUCACCUGAGUUUCACUGAGAUUCUUGACACCUCACUCAAAGUCAGCUGGAGUGAGCCCGGCGAGAAAAAUGGAGUUCUCACAGGUUAUCGCAUUUCGUGGGAGGAGUACAACCGAACGAACACCAGAGUUACCCACUACCUGCCAAAUGUCACCUUAGAGUACCGGGUCACUGGACUCACUGCUCUCACCACCUACACCAUUGAAGUGGCAGGAAUGACAUCCAAAGGUCAGGGCCAGCUGUCCUCUUCCACCAUCUCUUCUGGCGUCCCACCAGAGCUUCCUGGCCCUCCUACCAACAUGGCAAUUUCAAACAUCGGCCCACGCUCUGUCACCCUGCAGUUCAAACCUGGCUAUGAUGGCAAAACGUCCAUUUCCCGUUGGCAGGUGGAGGCCCAGGUUGGUGUGGUGGGAGAAAAUGAGGACUGGGUGACGGUCCACCAGGUGUCCAAUGAACCUGAGGCUCGCUCCUUGGAGGUGCCAGAUCUCAACCCAUACACCUUCUACAGGUUCCGUAUGCGUCAGGUGAACAUUGUGGGCACAAGUGUUCCCAGCCAGCCCUCCAGGAAGAUUCAGACCCUGCCAGCUCCUCCUGACAUGGCCCCCGCAAACGUCACCUUGCGCACCGCCAGUGAGACCAGCCUCUGGUUUCGAUGGGUGCCUUUGCCUGAAUGGGAAUACAAUGGGAAUGCAGAGCAGGUGGGCUACAGAGUUCAGUACUCCCGUGCGGGCUCUCAGGGCCGGGCACUGACCCACAUCAUUGCUGACCGCCUGGAAAGAGAGUUUACCAUCGAGGACCUGGAAGAGUGGACAGAGUACGAGGUCAGGGUCCAGGCCGUCAAUGGCAUCGGGACUGGGCCCUGGAGCCAGCCAGUCAGAGGCCGGACCAGGGAGUCUGUCCCAUCCUGUGGACCCACAAAUGUGUCUGCCUUCGCUACCACCUCUAGCAGUAUCCUGGUGCGCUGGUUUGAAGUUCCUGAGCCAGACAGAAAUGGGCUCAUUCUGGGCUACAAGGUGGUAUACAAAGAGAAGGACUCUGACAGCGCUGUCUACUUCUGGACAGUGGAGGGGAACGCCACCCACAGUGCCCAGCUGACGGGUCUGGGAAAAUAUGUGCUCUAUGAGAUCCAGGUUCUGGCUUUCACACGGAUUGGAGAUGGACGGCCCAGUUCUCCAGCCAUCCUGGAGAGGACUUUGGAUGAUGUGCCAGGACCACCAGUGGGUAUCCUGUUUCCUGAAGUGCGGACCACCUCAGUCCGGCUUAUUUGGCAGUCCCCCUCGCAGCCUAAUGGCAUUAUACUUGCUUACCAGAUCACAUACCACCUCAACUCCACUAAUAGCAACACACCCACAGUGGACGUGCUAAUCCCCAGCGCUCGCCAGUACACAGUGAACAGCCUCAAGCCAGAGUCCGUCUAUGUGUUCCGCAUCCAAGCUCAGACCAGGAAGGGCUGGGGCGAGGCCGCUGAGGCCCUGGUGGUCACCACAGAGAAAAGAGCUCGUCCCCAGCCCACCAGCCGUCCCAUGGUUCCUCAGAAAGAUGUUCAGGCCCGCCAGGUUUUGCUGUCGUGGGAGCCAGGCAGCGACGGCCUGUCCCCUGUGCGUUACUACACGGUGCAGCUCAAAGAGCUUCCUGAGAACAACUGGACAGUCCACUCUGCCUCUGUCAACCAUGAGGCCACCUCCUACAUAGUAUCUAGGCUGAAACCCUUCACAUCCUACCAGUUCAGAGUAAAAGCCACCAAUGACAUCGGGGACAGUGAGUACAGCGAGGAAAGUGAAGCGAUCACAACUCUACAGGAUGCGCCUGACGAAGCACCCACAAUUCUCUCUGUUACGCCGCACACAACAACGUCCGUGCUGAUCCGCUGGCAGCCCCCCUCUGAGGAGAAGAUAAAUGGAAUCUUAUUGGGCUUUCGGAUUCGAUAUCGUGAACUCCUGUAUGACCGUCUCCGCAGUUACUCUCUUCACACCAUCAACAGUUUGUCCACCUGGGGUGAGCUCACUGCUCCCUACAGCAUCCAGAAUCUGAGUGAUUCAACUCUGAGCCAGCAUGAGUUGAACAAGCUAAGUAAACACAAGCGCUAUGAGAUACGCAUGAGUGUUUACAACGCUGUGGGUGAGGGGCCAACCAGCCCACCACAGGAGGUGUUUGUGGGAGAAGCAGUGCCUACAGCCGGACCCCAGAAUGUGGCUAUUCAGUCCGCAACAGCCACCCAGCUGGACGUGACAUGGGACCCUCCUCCUGUGGAGGCACAGAAUGGAGACAUCCAGGGAUACAAGGUUUACUUUUGGGAGUUCCAGCGUAAGAAUGAGACGGAGCGGCUGCGGACAUUGUUCAUGCCAGAAGGAGGGGUGAAGCUGAAGAACCUGACUGGUUACACCACCUAUAUGAUCAGUGUAGCCCCCUUUAAUGCAGCUGGGGACGGACCCCGCAGCCCACCAACGAGGGGACGGACUCAACAAGCAGCUCCCAGUGCUCCCAGCUUUAUCCACUUCAGUGAGCUGACCACCACCUCGGUCAAUGUGUCCUGGGGCGAGCCCACCUUUCCUAAUGGCAUAAUUGAGGGCUACCGUCUGGUCUAUGAACCCUGCACACCCCUAGAUGAGUCUUCAGUGGCCUGUGCCGACUGUCUUCACUCCCCCUCCCCCCCAGGCGUCAGUAAGACAGUCACAGUGGAUGUUAAAGGGAGCGGCCCUCUUUGGUUGAAGCUCAAGGAUUUGUCUGACGGCAUCACCUACAACUUCCGCAUCAGGGCCAAGACUUUUAUGUACGGGCCCGAGGUGGAGGCCAACAUUACCACCGGCCCUGGAGAAGGAGCCCCAGGAGCCCCCGGAGAACCCUUUAUAACACGCUAUGGUUCGGCCCUGACAAUCCACUGGACCAGUGGGGACCCAGGACGUGCUCCCAUCACACGCUACGUGAUCGAGGCCAGACCUUCAGAUGAGGGAUUGUGGGAUAUCCUAAUCAAGGACAUCCCUAAGGAAGUAUCAUCACACACGUUCAACAUGGAUAUCCUGAAGCAAGGGGUCAGUUAUGACUUUAGGGUAAUUGGAGUGAAUGACUACGGCUAUGGCUCCCCAAGUCUACCUUCUCCUUCUAUCUCUGCACAAAAAGUGGCACCCUUCUACGAGGAGUGGUGGUUCCUGGUUGUGGUGGCUUUGGUUGGGCUCAUCUUCAUCCUGCUGCUGGUUUUCAUCCUCAUUAUAAGAGGACAGAGCAAGAAGUAUGCCAAGAAAUCUGAAUCAGUGUCUCUGCACGUGUGUCCAGGUAACAACUCCAACUGUAACGCUCUGACCCAUGGAGACAUGAUCAGCCUGGAUGAAGGCCGUUUCCCCGCUCUGGAACUCAACAACCGAAGGCUCUCUGUGAAGAACUCUUUCUGCCGAAAGAACGGCGUCUACACCAGAUCUCCUCCCAGGCCCAGCCCAGGCAGUCUUAACUAUUCAGACGAGGAUGUCAGCACAAAGUACAAUGACCUGAUCCCUGCAGAGAGCAGCAGCCUGACUGAAAAGCCCUCAGAAAUCUCAGACUCACAGGAGGCGCUGGUGUUUUCAUAUGGGACAGGUGGCCUACAUACACUUCCACUGCAUUUGGGCAGCGACAGUGAGUAUGAGGUGGACCCUAACCGACAGAAGACCCACUCCUUUGUCAACCACUACAUAAGCGACCCCACUUACUACAAUUCCUGGCGCCGCCAACAGAAAGGUAUAUCCAGGGCACAGGCCUACAGCUACACUGAGUCCGAGUCGGGCGACCCGGAUCACUGCGCCCCACCGCCACUGCCUCCUCUACCUCCACUGCCACCCCAGCUCAGUUCACCUAGCCCCCAGCCUCAGCAAGCCCAAGGCCAGCCUCAGGGCCCGCCUCAGUGCCCGCCCCAGGGCCCACCUCAGGGGCAACCCCAGGGCCAAGGCAGCCUGUUCAGGCCCAAAGGUAGCCGGACUCCCACCCCCUCCCAGCAGAGCUCCAACCCCCCCAGCCAGCACAGCACCCUUUACAGGCCCCCCAGCAGCCUAGCCCCGGGCUCGCGGGCCCCAAUCGCUGGCUUCUCCUCCUUUGUGUGAAAAAGGCUGAAAAGGACAUCAAAGUUUCUGGAGAUAUCUACCCGACUUGUGUUGAAGGAGAACACAGAAACGCGCAGUCAACUCAAUCAAGUCAUUUACUCCUUUCUUCCUCUAAAUUAAUUUUCUUUUUCUUUCUUUUUACGUGUUGUUUUUUUUCUUUAGUCAGCCUGGAUACAUGCGGAACAACGCUAUAGAUACUUUUUGGAGCACUUUUUUAUUGUAUAGUGUGUGAAAGUGUGCCAGUGUAGAUUUCUCUCACCAAUAAAAAUACUCUCUGCAUCAUCUAUUCAUUUAUUUUUUUUCGCUAUUUGAAUUAUUCGCAAAUUUCCUCCUUUAUUUUGUUACUUUUCUUUGAACAUAAUCAAAUGGUAAUCUCUUUGAUUCUGUACAAAGUCACAAUAAUCUUUAAAAAUACACACACACACACAUAAAUAUAUAUGUAGAUGUACCUAAAAGACAAAAUCAAGUCAAUGCAGAGUCUGCACUGAUGGAGAACAAUACGAUGGAGCCAUAUUGUGGAAGUGAAAGGACAAGUGAUUGUUUGGACUGGAUGAACUGGAUGUCAAAACAAAAAAAAGGAGGAAGUGAUUAAAGACAGACGUGGAUGUGGAUUACAUGCCAAAUUGAACAAAUUUCAAUGUGUUGGCCGGGAGAGAUUUAAGCGGACAUUGUCAAAACAAUCAUAGGUUUCCAUGGAAACAGCUCUCUGGCCUAGAGCACACACAUACAUUUAAAAAAAAACAUGCAAACUGGCCAUGGCGGGUCAAAUGUCAAUGACUGUCAAACCGUGUCUGAUGGAUCUUACAGAUAUAUGAAAUGAGUGUAUAUCUGUCAAAGUGUUUAAGUCUUUUUGUGAGUGUGUUUCAUUGGAUCAAAGAUGCCUUGAUAGAGAAUCACUUAUUUAUGACACCUGGCACCAAUUGUUACUGAACUGCUGAGGGUGCCCUUGACUGCGGCAUUCUUUUGGCUGGCCUCGAGAACCUUCUUUUACUCCUGACAGAUGUUGACUGUGAAAUAAUUUGCAUUCACGACCCAUAUUUAUUUCCACCCUUUGCUGGCUCACAUAUACACAGUGUUAUUCUGCAUAUGUCUACUGAAAUGCAACCUGAGAGGGUCAAAACUGACUGCAGACUGGGGCAGUCACAUAUUGGCACAGCUGCUGGUUCUUCUAAAAUGUUAUGGUAUGAAGUGGUGAGAUUUUGAUAAGAAACAAAGGUUGUUUUUUUCCGGUUUCCUUCCAUGCUGGUAUAGAGAGGAAAAGUCCCUCCCCUUCUGGUCGACUCCAUGGGAACUUAUUUUGUAAACAAAAUAUGUAGAAUAUGGUAGUGACUGGACAGACAAAUAAUUGUUUCAUCCCAUUUGAAUUGAGCCAUGGAUUACACAUAUGCUGGUAAACUUCAAAGAUAUUUUGCAAGUAUAGAAAGUCAGUUUUUUGUAGGUUUGUCAUACUAACACGUUUCUUGCUGCUUGGCUUGCAAGCUAUGUCUCCCAGGACAUGUUACAUUAUUUUACCUGAUGUUUUAUCAGGUAAGAAAAGCAAAAGAACGAGCAAGACCUGUUGGUCAUGUGAGUAACGUAUGAAGCACAGCUGUCGUAGCUUUAGAGAGAAGUCACUUAUGCAACUUUGGAGUGAGUAGUCUUUUCUAUUUUCAAUAUUUAAAACUGCUGGUAUACCAGCCGCAACCGAGGUGGUGCGCAGAAAUGUGACGUCAAAAUGACGUAGAUCUCUCUGGAGCGCCACGAUUUUGAGUGUGCGAGCAGAGGUGCGGACAACCGGAUGCCAGGAGUCUCAGACUGACUGCAUUUCUCUUUUGUAAAGUUACUGGGUUACGAUGAGUUCUUUUAAGAUGACCAAAAGGCUUGAUCCGACAAAGUUGACUGCAAUUCUUAGGCCGCGGCUACUGUAAAAAGGUUGUUUUACGACAGUCAGACUUUCUUGAAUUACAAAAUUUGAAUUGCUUUGAAAUUGAUGAACAUCAUACAUCUAUGGCUAAAUUCCAAUGGGAUCAAAAAAUAAUUUGUCUUUUGCCAUUCACUAUCUUAUAUGGUUUUGAGGAAAUAUGAUCCUAUGGUGGUCCACUGGAAGGGGUGGGACUUUGCCUCUUUGUUACUCUUCUCUGUCACUGCUCAAAAUCACAAGGCAGCACUGAGCCUGCACCAAGGGAUGAUGUCAUGGCCUCACCUCUUUCUCUUUCUGUAAUCAACCACUCUGUACUAUUGAGGUGUAUUGUCCCAAAUGCUAAUGCCCGUGUGUGCAUGUGUAUGUGUGGGUGUGAUUACACUUCUUGUGCGUAUGCUUUACAGGUCAUUCACUGUGUGUCUGGUUUUAACGAGAUUGUCAUGCAGUAUCUGUAAACCUGCCUGGAGUAACGCCACAGAGGGCUGGCACCGUCCAGCCGCCUGGCGGGCGGGCUCAUAACGCUAUAGUGAAGACUCAGUGAUGUGUUCCUAGUUUUCAUAGUUUCAAAAAAAACCUGAAAAAAAUGUCAUCUCCUUUUUUUCCUUCUUCUGUGAAGUGAUUUCAUUGUACGCUACAAAAGCUUAUCAUGCAGAAUCUGAAUGAAUAUAUGAUCACAGUACAUUUCUGAAAUAAAUUAUUUUUGAAUGUUA
Molecule: messenger RNA, 10156 nt
Organism: Etheostoma cragini (Arkansas darter)
Lineage: Eukaryota; Metazoa; Chordata; Actinopteri; Perciformes; Percidae
Gene: sdk2b
Product: sidekick cell adhesion molecule 2b
Exons: 46
Coding region: 761-7546 (2261 amino acids)
Molecular function (GO): protein binding
Source: RefSeq, a predicted model, not a curated record